GUUUCGUUGAGGAGCCGGAGAGGAAAUACUGCUUUGAGUGCGACAGUGAGGAGCAGUGCCAGGAGUGGGUCGAGGCGCUGAAGAGAGCCAGCUAUGAGUUCAUGAGGAGGAGUUUGAUCUUCUACCGGAACGAGAUCCAGAAGAUGACAGGGAAGGACCCGCUGGAGCAGUACGGGAUCUCCGAGGAAGCCCGAUUCCAGCUGGGAGCACACAAGCAGUAA
Messenger RNA from Merops nubicus (carmine bee-eater), 221 nucleotides. RefSeq names its product pleckstrin homology domain containing, family J member 1 (gene PLEKHJ1). The annotation marks the transcript as partial. Gene Ontology annotation, biological process: endosome organization; retrograde transport, endosome to Golgi; receptor recycling. NCBI's taxonomy places the organism in Eukaryota, Metazoa, Chordata, Aves, Coraciiformes, Meropidae. The record is from RefSeq and is a predicted model, not a curated record. Gene Ontology annotation, cellular component: early endosome; trans-Golgi network; recycling endosome. The transcript is spliced from 3 exons.